Triticum dicoccoides is the source of this 467-nucleotide messenger RNA. RefSeq lists its product as uncharacterized. Lineage: Eukaryota; Viridiplantae; Streptophyta; Magnoliopsida; Poales; Poaceae. The coding region runs from base 168 to 467 and encodes 99 amino acids. The transcript is spliced from 3 exons. The record is from RefSeq and is a predicted model, not a curated record.
UACAGCGUAGUGAGCGGCCCAGAUCAGCCGAAGUCAGCCGGCAAGCUCCACGGGAAACCCUAGCUACUCCCGGCUGGCCGCCGCCGCCGCGCCUGCCGUCCACGCUCCACCCGCGGGAGCUCGCCUCCUCCUCCACCCUCUACCUCUCGAGGCCACUCCGGACGGCCAUGGCGCAGAGGGCCGCGGGCGGCCUUCUCCGGCGGUCCAUCGGGCUCGCGCCGCCGUCAACCCCGAGGGCCCUGAGCACCAGCGCCACCACGCCGGCCGCGGCGGCGGAGGGAGAGGCGGCGGCCAAGGCGAGGAGAAACAAGAAGAAGAACCUAUUCGACGUGGCGCAGUUCCUGCCGGACUGGGGCGUCGGCUACAGGGUCGCCAAGACCACCUGGCGCGACGUCUCCUACCAGAUCACCAAGAUCAAUCUCUACAAGGAUGGCCGCCACGUGUGCAAGCAGCCGACGCUCCGAUAA